GAGGGAAGUGGCAUGUGCAGCCUGUUCCUGCCAGAAGAAGAUCGGAUUGUAGAGCUGGAAUGCGAUUACCUUGAACCUGUUGUCCCGCAGACAGGUGACGAAGUGAAAGUUAUAGCUGGAGAGGAUCGUGAAAAUACUGGUCAGUUGAUUUCCGUUGACAACAAAGAAGGUGUCGUAAAACUGGAUUAUGGAGAAAUAAAAAUGUUGCAGCUCCUUCACUUGUGUCGCUUUAAGCCGCUGUAAAUCCACAUUAUUAUCAAUUGUAAAUGACCUAGACAUUUUCAUAAUUCAACUUGGCGCAUUGUCUUUUCUAGUUGAAAUUUUUGGUCAUA
Messenger RNA from Bemisia tabaci, 332 nucleotides. Lineage: Eukaryota; Metazoa; Arthropoda; Insecta; Hemiptera; Aleyrodidae. The record is from RefSeq and is a predicted model, not a curated record.